Molecule: messenger RNA, 600 nt
Organism: Histoplasma mississippiense
Lineage: Eukaryota; Fungi; Ascomycota; Eurotiomycetes; Onygenales; Ajellomycetaceae
Product: cytochrome c oxidase polypeptide IV, mitochondrial precursor
Exons: 6
Coding region: 1-600 (199 amino acids)
Biological process (GO): mitochondrial electron transport, cytochrome c to oxygen
Cellular component (GO): mitochondrial envelope
Source: RefSeq, a predicted model, not a curated record
AUGUUUGCUCAUCGAACUGCCUUCACUCUCGCCCGGCGUACCCCCAUUAGGGCUCUUGCCAGGCGGUCUUUUUCCGCAUCAGUCAUCCGACGCGAUGCUGGGAAGCCGGCCACGUCGAAAUGGGACCCUAAGCCCGGAGAGCCUGUAGGCAAGCUUGUUUCAUUCGAGGAUAUCGCGGAACAAACCGACCUUCUACCUCCCGGUGCGAAGCCCGGAACCAUGCCCACAGACUACGAACAGGCAACCGGCUUGGAAAGAUUGGAACUUCUAGGAAAAAUGCAUGGAAUUGAUGUUUUCGAUAUGCGACCGCUUGAUUCGUCGAGAAUGGGAACCUUAAAUGACCCGAUCAUCGUCAAAUCUGGUGGAAAUGAGCAAUACGCCGGCUGCACUGGAUACCCCGCGGACUCCCAUUCUGUCGUGUGGCUCACGGUAUCCCGCGAUCGACCAAUCGAGCGAUGCUCAGAGUGUGGAAACGUCGUUAAGAUGGAAUAUGUUGGACCUGAGAACGAUCCCCAUGCUCAUCACGAUGAACACCACCAUGCUCACGAAGAUAUAAAGACUAUGGCUGACUUUGUCAAGCCCGAGUACUGGUAUAAAUAA